Oncorhynchus gorbuscha (pink salmon) is the source of this 3978-nucleotide messenger RNA. Its product is annotated as semaphorin-3E-like. Gene Ontology annotation, molecular function: chemorepellent activity; semaphorin receptor binding. The record is from RefSeq and is a predicted model, not a curated record. The transcript has 18 exons. NCBI's taxonomy places the organism in Eukaryota, Metazoa, Chordata, Actinopteri, Salmoniformes, Salmonidae. Gene Ontology annotation, biological process: negative chemotaxis; negative regulation of axon extension involved in axon guidance; positive regulation of cell migration. Bases 930 to 3395 code for a protein of 821 amino acids.
AAGAGAGAGAGGUUUCUUCUCAUUAGCAGGAGUCAAUCGUCAGCCUUGAGAAGGAAAAUUAAUGAAUUAAUGAAUGGCACACACACACUGGUAUGUAUCCUCUGCUCUGAGCAGUGGAAGCAGUACACAUUAGUGAGCACAGUUGUUUGGAUCCUCCUUGCCUGAUCAGAGGGGGGAAAGAGAGAGAACACAAGAGAAACAUCACAAGAGAGACAGAGAGAAAGAGAGAGUGUCUCCCUCUGCCUCUCCUGCUUCUCCUGGGCUAGUGGCCAGACACUGACUCUGUUGGAUCCUGGAAGAACACAAGCUGAGGAUACCACAAUGCUGCCUUAGACAGAAUGACAGAACACACAGCAACACUUUGGAAGGACUAUCAGCAGUAUUUCUUUUCCUUCAUUUGUUCAGACAUAAAGAAGAUGCAACAUCCCUGCCAGGCUGCCACAAGAACGACAGUCAGUCGGACAGACGGACAGAGAGCAGCAGUGGUUAUGCAGCUCGGGCUGUAACAGCUGGAGUACUCUCUCUCGCCUGAAGCAAUUGGUUUUAGGAGCUAAGUUCCUCACUACCUCUCAAUCAUUGAAUCAUAGUCCUGUAGGAUCUCCUCUCAUAAAGAUGGACACAAUACUGCAGUAGUUCCUACAGACUGAGACAGAACAGUACAGCUCCACUUGGAGAUCAGUAGAAAGAAACGGUGGAUUCUUCCCUCUCGGAGGGCUGAGAUACCUGCAAUACCUGUGGUCAGAGACUGGAUUGCUGCCUUUUCCUAUGGAGGAAAGAUUGAUGAUGAAACUGUAUAUCUGAUUUAUUAUAACAUACUCUGGUCAUAGAGCCUGGACUCUACCAGGUGGAUAUUUCCUACACUUCCCUUGGACUUAAGUAGUGAUUCACACUGGAUUGGCUUACUCCCUCUUCGGUGUAUUUGUGUCAGGAUGGAGUGUGUAAAGAAUGUGUCUCUGAUUCUGAGUGUUUUCCUGUUGAGCUCAGCACACUCAGCCCAGAGCGUCUACCCCAGAAUACGACUCUCCCAUAAAGAGUUAUGGGAUCUGAACAGGACGUGGGUGUUUCAGGGACCAGGUCCCUCCCUGCAGCCCCAGACCAUGCUGUUGGACGAGGCCCAUGAAAGGCUGUACGUAGGGGCUAAAAACAUCCUGUACUCCCUCAGCCUGGAGAGAGUUAACCACCAACACAGAGAGAUCGACUGGGCCAGCUCUGUGUCGCAGGUAGAAGAUUGUCUGAUGAAAGGCAGAGAAAAGCCAGAGUGUGCUAACUACAUCAAGGUGCUGCAUCGGUAUAACACCACCCACCUGCUGGCCUGUGGAACCGGAGCAUUUAAUCCUCACUGUGCCAAAAUCAGGGUGGGACACACAGGACAGGUCAGGCAGUUUGAGCUGGAGGAGCAGAGUAUAGAGAGAGGCAGAGGGAGAUGUCCCUAUGACCACAACAGCCCCGUUACAUCCACCCUGGACAGAGGAGAGCUGUAUAUCGGCCUGUACACAGACUACUGGGAGAAUGACGCAGCUCUGUGUCGACUGAACAACCAGAGCUACACACGCACUGAGAGAGACGACAGACAACAGCUCAACGAGCCGAAGUUCAUUGGGUCGAUGGUGAUUCCUGAUAACAAUGACAGGGAUGAUGACAAGGUCUACUUCUUCUUCACGGAGAGAGGGACGGACGCAGAGGGGGUUAACAAGGCUGUUUACACCAGGGUGGGACGGAUCUGUGCGAAUGAUCAGGGAGGUCAGAGGAUGUUGGUGAAUCGUUGGAGUUCCUUCCUAAAGACUCGUCUCAUCUGCUCUGUGGCUGGACCCAAUGGCAUCGACACACACUUUGACGAGCUAGAGGAUGUAUUUGUGUUGAAGAACAAGGAUGAGAAGAAUCCAGAGAUUUUUGGCCUCUUCAGCACUACAAGUGCUGUGUUCCAGGGCUAUGCGGUGUGUGUGUACCACAUGGAUGAUGUGCGAGCAGCGUUCAACGGCCAGUUUGCCCACCGGGAGAGACCAGAGCACCACUGGACCCCCUACGAAGGCCGGGUCCCCUACCCACGCCCCGGAUCUUGUGCCAGUGAGGUGAAUGGUGGUGGGUUCUCAGGUUCUAAGGAGUUCCCUGAUGAGGUUCUGCGAUUCGUGCGUUCCCACCCCGUCAUGUUUAGCCCGGUCCUCCCCCUCCACCGCAGACCAGUUCUACUGCAGACAGAGCCAGGGGGGAGGAGACUGACUCAGAUCGCUGUGGACCGUGUCCAGGCCCAGGAUGGACACUAUCAUGUUCUGUAUAUAGGAACAGGCGACUCUGUGGUGUUGAAGGUUAUCACCAUCUACAACAAAGACACAGACACCAUAGAGGAAGUGCUGCUGGAGGAACUGCAGGUGUUCAAGGUCCCUUUUCCAAUAACUGAGAUCAUCAUAUCAGCUAAACGGCAACAGCUAUAUGUGGGUUCUGAGGUUGGUGUGGCUCAGGUGAGGCUCCAUCAGUGUGACCUGUACGGGUCUGAGUGUGCCGACUGUUGCCUAGCGAGGGACCCUUACUGCGCCUGGGAUGGAAUCACCUGCUCACGAUACUACCCUGCUGGGGUUUACACCAAGAGACGAUUCAGGAGACAGGAUGUUCGCCAUGGCAACGCUGUACAGCUGUGCAACGGGCUACAGAUUGAUGGGGAGCAGUACCAGGGUGCAGCGGAGAGGCAGGUGUAUGGGGUGGAGAGUAACAGUACUCUACUAGAGUGUACCCCUCGUUCUCUACAGGCCAGAGUCAUGUGGUACAUACAGAGGGACCCAGACAGAGAGGAGGUCGGAGGUGAUGAGCGUGUAGUUAUCACAACCCACGGGCUGCUGUUCCUGCGUGUUCGGAGCGGGGAUGCUGGUGUGUACGUGUGUCAGACGGUGGAACAUGGCUAUGUCCACACCCUACUGAGGGUCACGCUACACGUGUUGGGAGGGCAGAAGGUUGGAGCCCUGAUACACAGGACAGGGGAGGAGGGGGAGGGAGAGGGGGAGAAAAAAGCAACCUGUCACCUCCCUAUAGAUACCUCUCCAGGCCCCCACCCUGGUUCCAACUCUGACCCAAGUUCCAGGCUACAAGGAGCCCUGUCAGGGUUAUCCUUAGCCCCAGCCCCAGCUCCAGGCCCUACCUCCAGGCUGACAGGCCCUGCUACUACAUCCAGGCUGCCAGACCCAGGAACAGGCCCUUCCUCACAGCUGUGGUACAAGGAGUUUCUCCAGCUGAUAGGCUAUGGGGACUCCCAGCAGGUGGAGGAGUACUGUGAGAGGGUCUGGUGCUCAGGGAAGAGACGCAGGAAGACUAAACGCAGAUACACCCAGCCAAUGGAAAUAGGAGAGAGGAAGGGGAGGGGGAAAGGAGACCCACACCGAGCCCCCAGACACACCUUGGACAACUGAGGGGGGAGAGAGUGAGAGGCUCAGAGAAUAUUCAACAAAGAAUACCACUGAACAAUAAAAACAUCUUGGAGAAUAUUCAACAAAGAAUACCACUGAACAAUAAAAACAUCUUGGAGAAUAUUCAACAAAGAAUACCACUGUACAAUAAAAACAUCUUGGAGAAUAUUCAACAAAGAAUACCACUGUACAAUAAAAACAUCUUGGUGAAUAUUCUACAAAGAAUACCACUGAACAAUAAAAACAUCUUGGAGAAUAUUCUACAAAGAAUACCACUGAACAAUAAAAACAUCUUGGAGAAUAUUCUACAAAGAAUACCACUGAACAAUAAAAACAUCUUGGAGAAUAUUCUACAAAGAAUACCACUGAACAAUAAAAACAUCUUGGAGAAUAUUCUACAAAGAAUACCACUGAACAAUAUAAACAGUUUGGAGAAUCUACUGUUGAUGAUGGAACAUGGAUUCUAUCAAAUGGAAUAGAUGUAACCCCACAAUAAAAGUUAUAGGUACUUCAUCUGAGUCUUUAGAAAUGAACUUAUAUCCACAGUGUAUCUCAACAGUGCAUUUCCCCUUCAAUAAAUGGCCAA